AUGUGUGACACUGUUUAUUUAUGCAUCUCAUCAUGGGUUUGGUUGUUGUUUUUUCUAACUUUGUGCUUUUUCGUGUUUACUAUACUUCAUGUGUAUCUUCCAUACACUUUAUUUUGUCCGUACAUACACUGUAUAAAGUUUUUUCUUUUUCAUUUAUUUGCAGAUGGUAUACUCGUGGUGAACAACAGUGACAAACUGGUGUUCAAAUGUAUGGGAUGUCCAGAAGAAUUUAGCGGAUUCCAACAAUUCAAACGUCACUCUUAUAAACUUCACAAGGUAGUCAUGAAGUGUAAACUUUGUGGGGACAAAUUCGAUAGCAAGGCCAAAUACACAUAUCAUGUGCUACGGAAGCAUUACAAUGUUUCUCCUUUGGAGAUGAAUUUAAAAGUUCAACCAGCUAAUAAAAGAAAGGAUACCCCCUGUCCAUAUUGUGGAAAGGUCUUCAGAAAUUCUACUGUGAUGGGUUACCAUGUAAAGAAAUAUCACACAAAGGAAGUCCAGGCAAAAUGCAGUACAUGUAAAACUGAAUUUUUUGAUGUACAUUUAUUCAAAAGCCAUUUCCUAAACAAUACAAAAUGUGCUAAAAGUCGUCCAAAAAAAUUUCGUUAUAUUGUAUGUGAUUUAUGUGGCAUGAUGAAAACUACCCCUAAAGAUUUAAGAGCCCAUAUGGCAUGGGUACACGAUCGAGAAGAAAGUAAAUGCGAUAUCUGUCACAAACUUCUCAAGUCCAAGCCUGCUUUACAAUUACACCUUCAGCUUAAACACAACAAGACCCAUCUAUGUACAGACUGUGGCAUGACUUUUGGGACUGUGUAUAUUUUACGCGAACAUAUGAGGAUACAUACUGGUGAUAAGCCAUAUAAGUGUAAAACAUGUGAUAUUGCAUUUACACACAGGGGGAGUCUGUCUAAACAUCAUCAAUCUAAAGGACACAAAGAGAAGGCAGCCAAAGAAUUGGCAUCCUUGUAGUAAUUGUAAUAAACAAUAUAAGUAAAAGCCAUCUUCCAUGAUAAAUCAAAUGUUCUGUUUCAAUACAUAUGGUACACCAAAACUGAUGAUUCCAUUUAAAGCAAGAUGUUUGUGGGACCCGCCAGCGUAGACACAUGUCCAUCAGCACAAAAUGAUGACAAUAUUAUACUUUCAGUCUGAUAAAAAUGUUCCCCUGAUUUUCAAGAAUUUUCUUCUCUAUUUAAAAUAUGUAUGGAAACUUCAAGAUUUACAAUUACUGUAGAUACACUAAAUUUGGCUCCCGUUUUAAUUUGCAGAUCGGCGAAUUCAGAAAAUUCCAAAAAAUGAUAUGAAGGUACACUUAUACUAUAAUCACUCUAAGGCCGGUUUUAAAGUUGCUAGCAACUCUCAUUAAAAUAUCAGGUUACAUCCACACUUUAACAUGGCACAGAUAAUCAGGAUUAGUAAGUUUAAUUAACAGCAUUGCUAAACACUUGAUUUUGAUUGGCUAAGCUUGGAGACUUUUAAAAUUGAAAAAUGUUAUUAGUGUUUUUAAAUGUCCUAUCACAAUCCAACAAAAUGAUGAAGUUGAAAUCUAACUGCAGAAUAUGAACUUAAAAACAUUGAAAGAUACACAUAACAAAAUUGGAAUCAAUACCUCAAUCAAUAUGAAAUAUGAGAAGAUUGACCAGCUUUGUGAAAAUAUCAAAAAUAGUUAUUUUGGCUAUUCCAUUUGUCUGCCUCCUAUUUAUACCCCAUGUCCCUCUUUAAAAUUAUAAAAACAUGUACAAUGUAAUCUAAAGUCCAAUGUUUGGAAAGGAGGUUCCAACCAAAGUUGAAGGUAAACUUUUUCUGGCUUUUCCUCUCACCAUGUGUAAUAGUGCUUUAUAUAGCAUGUUGCCACAUUUAGUGUUGUUGAUAGUUCGAGGCUUGCAAUAAUUCCAAUAUAUGACAGGGACCUCCUCUGCAUUGAACCAAGUGGGUUUUGCACCCACUAGAAAUUCUGAAAAUGGGCUUGCACCAUCUGCAAACUAUUUGGCAAGCUUUGAGAAGAAUUAUGAAAACUAGCACCAACUUUAGAAAAAAAUUCUGGGGAUAAUACAAUAUCUCCAAUCAAUGUUUCAUUUUGCACAUUAUCCAAACACUAUGGUUAUGCCUUUGUAUUGCACAUGAAUAUAGUUUAUCAACAAUUCCUAAGCUCUGGUGGUAUAACAGGCAGCUUGAGAUAUUUGAAGACUUCUUCUUCACUGUUAGAAGUUAGUAAGCACCCCUGCAAAUACAAAACAAAUCUUUGGUUUAAAGUUUUCAUGAAAUAGAGAAUGGCAGAUUUUUCUUCCCACAUUUCUACAAAAUAACUGUUGCCCAACAUUAUCAAUUUUGCUUUAGAAAUUGAGAAUUAAGCUUUAAUCAUUCACAGGUGACAGAAAUAUGGCCUAGUAUUCUUUGAUAUAAAAAUGCAUUGUUAAAAAUGCUUGAAUAUAACAUAUUAAGCAUCACCAUGGGUGGAGUUGAAAGUCCAUGGCAUUACUGAUGUAAAAGUUUUUUCUUGAUAAAACAAUGGUUUUGAGGAUUUAUAGAUAGCAGUUUAGUAAUUGCCACCAGUAGGUAUUGCCUUGAAUAUUUUGUUUGUUAGUAAACUUUGCUGUUUAAAAACUUCAAAUAUGCCAUAUUUAUCAAACUAUACCCUCAAAUCCAUUGGAUUAUUCAUGAGAAAUAUCCUCACUUUAGUUAAGUCAUAGAGUCCAUGGCUCGAAAGACGCAUGUUCAGCUCUUUCUGUGCAUACAGCCUAAGGUCACGAUUAAACAUCUUAUUUCCGGUCCAUCCAACGAGGCCAUAAAAAUAUUGACUAGAUGGCACUAUGAUCAAAUCCACUCGUUUUGCUGUCCAUGAUUUUUCUGACUUUGACAAAUCUACUAAAUCUUUGAUCGAUUUAUCACUAGCAUCAUUUUCGGCAAUUAGAACAGUUUUUUCGGUUGAUAUUUUUGGAAGCCCUAUUAUUCCGAACCAUUUUUCAAAAUGGUCCAUUUGACUGUUAGUUGGUGGAUCCCGUGGUUCUUCAGUAAAAUGCCGUUCUGAGUAUGUACAUUUAUUGUGUGACCCGUAAAGGAUGAGAUUCAGUUGCUGUAAUUUUUCCAAGAUUUUACCCAAAAGUCCGAUCUCUGCACCUUCCUUUGGGUGGGAUAUUAAUAGAUCUAUAUCAUGUCCGACAGUUUUUCCCCUGCA
Owenia fusiformis is the source of this 3172-nucleotide messenger RNA. The record is from the annotation of a GenBank genome assembly. Lineage: Eukaryota; Metazoa; Annelida; Polychaeta; Sabellida; Oweniidae.